Messenger RNA from Syngnathus acus (greater pipefish), 5313 nucleotides. Its product is annotated as DENN domain-containing protein 4B-like. Gene Ontology annotation, molecular function: protein binding. NCBI's taxonomy places the organism in Eukaryota, Metazoa, Chordata, Actinopteri, Syngnathiformes, Syngnathidae. The transcript has 29 exons. The record is from RefSeq and is a predicted model, not a curated record. The coding region runs from base 507 to 4886 and encodes 1459 amino acids. Gene Ontology annotation, biological process: regulation of Rab protein signal transduction. Gene Ontology annotation, cellular component: cytoplasmic vesicle.
UUGACGACUCCGUAAAAUGAAUGAAUGUUGGCGACCGCUCACGCCCACAAGCACUAACCCAAGCAAGAGACGCGCGCACACCUCAACGCACGCACAGUUGCACGCACGUGCCUUCUUCUAUGCAAAUAGAAAAAGGCACGUGCUUCCUGGCACAUGCAUUAUUGCGCACACACGGUCACAAUGGGGAUUUGGUGACUACCUCUAAUAACACCAUCAUGUCACCAAAAAGGCUUUUCAAGUAUGUCUCUGUUCGCACCUCCGAGCACAUCUCUAAACAGAUUGACUGACAAUCGUCCGGAAGUGUCCCCUUGCAAGCGUGGCCUCCCUUUUGAGGGCGCAGCCGCGCAUGCGCAGCCACCCGCAUGUUGAGAGAAUGGAAGGAGGAAGCUAGCCGAUGACACUUUGGGCCGGGCCACCAGCUUCCUCCUUCCUGUGUUGUCAUCGUCAAACGCAGCCGCCGCGCUUGCACCAAAAGCCGUUUUUGCACUUUGGACAGGAAACACCUAAUGGCAUGCUUCCUGUCGGACAAAUUUGCAACUGCAGUGAGCAGUCAUAGCCGGCGCCCGCCCGGAGGAGGCUGCGCCGGCGCCAUGACGGAGGACAAAUGCCCGCAGCUGCUGGACUACUUUGUGGUAGCGGGUCUGGACCCGGCGGGACCCUGGCGGCCUCUGGCACAGGCGGCGGGCCGCCGGGGGGCGGAGCCCGUGACUGAUCUGGCGGUGAUCGCCCGCAGCCUGGGCGAGGAUGUGCCACAGGGAUUCACCUGCAUUGACAAGUCGCUGGGCGGCCACUCGGCCGAGCUGAGCGCCGGCCUCAUCAACAACCCGCGCCUCUACCUCUGCUACAGGAGGGGCCUCCACAAGCCCCCCCUCCUCGAGCUCGGGGUGUUGUACGAGGGAAAGGAACAGCCCAAGGUGGGCUGGAACGUGAUCGAGACCACGCCCUACAGCCGCUCGGCCAACCUGAGCUCCGCUGCGGGCCCGGCGGCGCACCGCGUCUUCUUGACGUACCGCCGAGCGGCGGACGAGCGAGGCCCGCACUCACUGGCUAUAACCGACAUCAGCGUGCUGCUGCCCGGCAAGGGUGAGGUGGCGCCGCACACCUUCAGCCGCGUGGACAAGAGCCUCAACACGGGCAUGUGGGGUCCGGCCGUGUUUGUGUGCUUCAAGCGGGCAGUGGCCAAAGCCAACGCACUGCUUUACGAAGCGGCGCUGCUGAGCCGCUACCCUGCCUGUGACCGGGAUGCCUUCCCGCUGCCCGAGUCGGUGCCUGUCUUCUGCCUCCCCAUGGGUGUGGCUCUGGAGAGCUGGCCUGCCGACGCCAAGUACCGGCUGCCCGUCUUCUCCACCUUCGUGCUCACCUCGGCCAGCGGCGACAAGGUGUACGGCGCGGCCAUCCAAUUCUACGAGGCAUUCCCUCGGGAGGCGCUGUCUGAGCACCAGAGCGUGCGCCUGGGCCUGCUGAGUGUGCUGGACCGCCGGCCUGUCCCUGAGCGCAGCCUGCAGGCCAAGAAGAGCAUCUGCGUGCUCUCGCACUGGCCCUUCUUUGACGUCUUCCAGAAGUUCCUCACCUUUGUCUACCGAUACUCUGUCUCCGGACCGCAUGUGCUGCCCCUGGAGAAGCACAUCUCCAGCUUCAUGCACAACGUUCCCUUCCCGUCCCCUCAGCGGCCUCGCAUCCUGGUUCAGCUUUCGCCGAAUGACAACCUUCUCCUGUGCCAACCUGUUUCCUCGCCGCUGCCCCUCAGCGGCGCAAGCUUCCUGAAGCUCCUGCAGAACCUGGGCCCGGCCAAUGCCUGCACGCUGCUGCUAGCCGUGCUGGUGGAGCACAAAGUCCUGCUGCAUUCGCUGCGGCCCGACGUCCUGACGGCCGUGGCCGAGGCGCUUGUUUCGAUGACCUUCCCGCUACGCUGGCUGUGCCCCUACAUCCCGCUGUGCCCACUCCAGAUGGCCGAAGUGCUACUAGCGCCCGUGCCCUUCAUCGUGGGCGUGCACUCCAGCUACUUUGACCUCCACUGCCCUCCCGCCGACGUGGUCUGUGUCGACCUGGACACCAACACGCUCUUCCAGUCAGACGACAAGAAGCUGUUGUCAUGGCGAUCGUUACCCAGAAAGCUGGCCAAGACGCUGUUGGGUGCCCUGGGCAACCUGCACAAGACACUGGAGCAGAUUUGCUCUCCGGGCCAGGAGGAGGCCACGCUGGAGUUCCUGCUGACGGACUUUGACCAGACAUACCGUCGGCAGAAGCAGCUGGAGGCCGACAUCCAGGAAGCCUUCCUGCGCUUCAUGAGCGUGCUGCUGCGUGGUUACCGCGCCUUCCUGCUGCCCAUCACACAGCCGUCCUCUGCCACCGCCACCGACUGCAGCUCCCUCUUCAACCUGCAGGGCUUCCUGAAGUCUCGCGAGCGUACCCAGCAGAAGUUCUACUGCCAGCUGACGCGCACGCAGAUGUUCACGCAGUUCAUCGAGGAGUGCUCCUUCGUCAGCGACCGCCACGCCUGCCUCGAGUUCUUCGAUGAGUGCGUGCAAAAGGUGGACGUGGACAAGCCGGAGGAUGUCCGCCUGGUGGAAGUGGACGAGAGCCACUGCGGCGAGCGCACCGUCUUCAUCAUGCCGCCCGAGCAGCCCACCCAAGACGACGGCUCAGAGUGCCCGGCCCGCUACAGUUACGACACCUUCCCAGCCUUGAGGGCAGAGCUCUUUGACCGCCCGCUGGACCGACUGUACGUCCCCGCCAAAGGCAGCGCGCCCAGUAGCCCCGCCCCGAGACGCACCAAACAGGAGUUGAAGGUGGCACAGCGGCGUGCGCAGAGCUGCUGCGGCUCGCCCGACAUGUGGUGCAAGUGUCUGCUGGGUCACAUGUACGCCCUCUGGUUCAUCUGCCUGCCCACCUUUGUGCGCGCCCAGAGCACCAAGGUGCCUGCCCUCCAUGCCGCCUUCGACGUCCUCAAGGACACAGAGAGCAGGAAGGUGCUGCUGCCUGACGAGGUGUGUUACAGAAUCCUGAUGCAGCUGUGCGGCCAGUACGGUCAGCCUGUGCUUGCCGUGCGCGUCCUCCUGGAGAUGAAGAAAGCGGGCGUCACACCCAACACCAUCACGUACGGAUACUACAACAAGGCCGUCCUGGAGAGCAAAUGGCCGUCGGCCAAUCGGGGCGGGCGCUUGCUUUGGGCCAAGCUGAGGAACGUGCUGCUGGCCAUUGCCCUCUUUAGGCAGCCAGUCAAAAUGCGCCGCCGCGCCCGAGCCGUUCCGGAAGAGCGCUGGCCCCACCCUCACUUGCCUCUGAUUCGUCAAGCCAGCUGGAGCGGCCUGAGCGAAAGCUCCAGUCAUGAAUCUCUGACGGGAUCCCUCGCCAAGAGCAGCAGCCUGAGCAGCAUCAAGACGCCUGCACAAACCACAAGCAACGGGAAGUGGGGCCGCUGCCGUGGCAGCGUAUCCGGCAAGCCCCCCCCGGGGCCCCCCGCUGGGGUCCUGGUACGUCGCAGCGACAUCUGCUUGUCCGGCUUCUACACCGCUGCCGAGAACAACAGCGACUGGGAGGCGGGGGCCAGGUUGGGAAGAGCGGCGAGCGCGUGCGAGACGGCGUCGGUGGACGAGAAUGACAACAAAGUGUCGCCGUCGGGCCGAGGCCUGGCGGGGCGGCUGCAACGGCUCCUGACGCCCACACGGCACCGGGCGGCGGUCCGCCGCGCUGCCAGCGUGGACGAGCGACGGCCCAGCGGGCCAGCACCCGCCUCAACUUCGGGACGCCGGCUCUCCGAGCAGCGCCGGUCCAGGAAGUCGCAGGUGGCAGAAACGCUGCUGAAAGCCAAAGAGCGCCUCGCCGGCGCCACCUCGGAGAGCUCGCUCUCGCUGGGCAGUGACGCUGAGCCAGCGGACACACCCUGGCUGCCGCGCCACUCCUGGGACGCCAAUCAAGAUGUGGCAGGGAUGGAGGUUCUGAUGUCGAGCUGCUCGCGGUGCCGGGCGUGCGGCUGCCUGGUGUACGAUGAGGAGAUCAUGGCGGGAUGGACGCCCGACGACUCCAACCUCAACUCCCGCUGCCCCUUUUGCGCCGCCUCCUUUGUGCCCUUCCUCAACGCCCGCGUCCGCGACCUCCAACUCCACGGCAGCAGCGAGGACAGGGGCAAGAUCGCCGCCCGGCCGCCCGACGAACAUCCGGCAACCCCGUGGUGUAACGGCGUGGGUGACAACUCGGCCUCUGAGAGUGACGUGGUGGCGGUGGCAUACGUGAGUCCACUGGUGCUGCGCAAGGAGCUGGAAAGCCUCCUGGACCACGAGGGCGAGGCGGUGCUGGGUCAGCCGCAGUUCCUGGAGAGCCACUGCAUCAUCUUCUGGAACCUUCUGUGGUUCUUCCAGCGCCUUGGCCUGCCCAGCCACCUGCUACGUCUCCUUGGCGAGCCGGCACAGGGCUCGUGUGUUCGCGUGAGGCUCCAGUGGGACACCCUGACCCACGACCCCGACGCGUGGCCGCCCCUCUACGUGCUGUGGCGUCUUCACAGCGGCGGGCCUGUGCGCGGCUCCCACUGGCGGCGCCACAACCACCCUUUCACACUGGCCUUCCUGGAGGAGGUCCUGCGCUGUGUGGGCAUGAAUGAAAUCCACAAAGCUGUCACGCUCUUCCUCGACACCGUCGACGAGGCACGCCGCCAUGCCCACUCUGCUGCUCCGCCGCUCCGCAGGAGCGUGUACCGGGAGUUGCUGUUCCUGACGCUGGCGGCGAUGGGCCAGGAUCACGCGGGCGCUUUCGACAAGAAGUACAAAGUGGCGUACUUGCGGCUGAGUGGCCAGCUGGGCAAAGACGAGCUGCGCCAGAGGCGAGCUCAGCCUCCCAGCGCCAGAGCCCUCGACUGCAGACGGAGCUUCCAGCCGCCGCUCCAGUGCUGAGGCUAGAGACGCCCUUCCCUCAGUCACGGCGCCUCGCCCCUCAUCCCGCAGCAGGCAGCUUUGCCCUCGGUCGCAACAUGGGCACCCCGGCUAACGCGCUGCCCGGCAAGCAGACGUCGCGGGAUGCUGCCUCUGCUGCUCGUCGUUUGUUGGGGAAAAAAAGCAUACAAAUGCCGUGAUAUGAGCGAGCAGAGACGCAGUCUCAAAUGAAUCUGCGGCAGCCCGUGACGUCAGGCCAAUGUCAUGCGAUGUCCUAAGGCGACGUUUGCGUGGAGAUAGUUGAGUGGUCCCUUUGUGACCAUGCAACCUUAGCCACGUGUCCACAAAAAAUGAAUAAAUGAAAAGUUGCUCUCGGGAUUGUUUAAAAAAAAAAAACUGCUGUGUUUCCUCUGUUGUUUUUGCAAGAAAAUAAACGCAGAGAAGAGCA